AUGGAUGAGUUCUUUGCUGGUGGGAUGGAUGGCAGGUUUAGAGUUUCUAUAACAGAUUCGACCAUGAUGUCGAUUGUGCACCAUUCAAUGGAUAAAGCACACGAGAAAGUAAAAUCAAAAGAAGGGAUUGUCGAGCGCUUGAAUGAGAUGUCAAAGUUCUAUGAGUUGGCGGUAAUGCAGUUAGAGGGGUGUCUGAUGUUUGUACAAGAAGAGACAUACGGCUGCAUACUUGAAAGCAAUUACGAGGAAUUACUCGCAGACCUAAAAGAGAUAAGAGACCACCUUCAAGGACGUCUAAAGGAAUCUCAGCUAGCUAUAUCCGAUAAGGACAGAGAAUUAACAGAAAGAGCAGGAAAUGAAAUGAAGCUUAGGCAAGCAUUGGAGCUAAAAGAAAGAGAGUUGGUUUCAUUGCGUGCUAACCUUGAGAUCGAAAGAACAAAGACUGAAGGUAUUGAGGAGUUUGUUCUAGGCAACCGGAUAGUUAGAGAUAAAGAUAGAGAUAGAGAUAGAGAUGGUGAAUUUUGUGAGCUGAAGAACUCUGUGCAUCAACAGGUAUGGAAUAUCAAACAAAAACUAGGCCCUGAUAAUAGUCUAAUUGAGGAGGAAAGAAAUAGAGGUUUUGACAAUGAAAAGAUUGAACAAAUGGGCUUGGACAUAGAUAUGCUGAAGGAAACGUUAGAUCUCGCUUUUGGAAAGAUGCAGAAAGCCAUAUUUUUGUCUCACAUGGGGCCAAUAGAGCAGCAGUGGAGGUGGUCUAUAGAGAACGAUACCAUCUCUAUUUUGAUUAGAGGCAUAGUGAGGAAUCUCGAAGAGAGUUUUGAAGCAAAAGUAAUGAGGAAGCAAGAGAAACAAGUUCGUGUGUGCUUGAGUGAGCAUUGGUCAGAUUUGAUGAAUGAAGUUGCAAGUUUGCGUCGAGAACUCGAGCCCCUUUGCAGAGAAAAUGAUAUGCAGGCGAAUGGUAUUAAGACCCGUAAUGCUUCAGCCCCUCCAUCAAUUUCUGGACGCAAGAUUUCUCAUAUAGCAAGAGAAAUGCUUUCACCCGAAUAUGAUAGUUGCAACAAAACUGGAAAUUUCUCCUUGAAGGUUGGGGAGGUAGAUGAGCAGGAAGAGCUUACUGGGAAGGAACAACAAGUGGGUAGAAGGCAAUAUGUGGCUAAGAUGAUAAAAAGUCAUGAAUCUAUUAUUCGGAGGCAAAGUGAAGAUCUGAAUAGGCUGAAGCGAGAAAUUCUUCGAGAAAAAGGAUGUUUAUCCCUCAGGGAAGAAAAGGACCCUCAAAAUCUUAGAAGAAGGAUCCAAGAAAUUGUUGUGAGACUGAACAAUUUCAUGGAAUGGGAUGCUAAGAUGGGAAAAAAAUUUGGUGAUCAUGCAUCCAUACAUGGAAAUGAAAAUUUUAUCGAGAAAAGGGUAUCACAAUUUGAUGAGAGCAUCAAUACUUUGGCAGAUGGCUGGGAGAAGAUUAAUAAAGUUUCAUUUAAUUCUCAUGCAGUACUAAAUGAAGAGCAACAAAAUGAGAUAAGGAUGCUAAGACAAGAAAAAGAAGACGCAAAUCUGAAGGCAAUGAUAUUAGAGGAGAUAUAUUUUACCCUUCUGAGAGGACAAAGGAAAGAAUUUUACAUUGAGUUAGAUUAUUAUGAUUUAGAGUGCCUGAUACACGAGGGUAUAUGUAAAUAUUUGUUCAGGGAAAAGGUAGGACAGUGGAAUGAGAGCUUUGAGAGCAGCAUUAUUGAAGCCCAGAUCAGAGAGGAGAUACAUUUCCUUGCCUUCAGGGAGGCAUUGAAGGAUUAUAAGAUUGUGGAAGACUCUAGGUAUACUGACGAGUUAGGCAGUGUAGAGGGCUCUGUAAGAGAGGGCAUAUGGACAGCUUUCUUGCGGCAAGUUUUUAAAGAAUGGAACGAAAGCACAGAAGGACAGAACACCGCAAGCUUGAUUAGAGAAGAGAUAUAUAGAAUUGUCUUUGGUGAGAGCUUCAAAAGUAUUGCCUGCAGCGCCAGUAGUUCUACAUUAAAUCAACUUCAAGAGGUUAAACUUCCUGAGGAUUUUCUCCCAAUCACCAGUGAGAUGGUGAAGGAAUUCAAGACGGACAUAGAUUCUUAUAAUGUAGAGAGUCUGAUUAGGGAAGAUAUCUUUCAUUUUGUGAUUGUCGAGGCAGUGAGAGAUGCCUCCAUCUUGCAUAGAGAAUUAGGCGAGUCUAGAAUUCAAGGCAAUAUGUUGGGAGAUCUGCACUCUUCUAAGGAGUUAAAUAAUGGUAUAAACGCUAGUGUUGAGAAUAAAUUAGUUCGGAAACUAGAUUCUCUAUCACAAUGUUUUCAGGUGGAGGAUUUAAAGCCAAGUGCAAGUACUGAGUUAGAGGAACGAACUGCACACCUUGACCUUGUGAGCUUGAAAUAUGAAGAGAUGGAUGAGAAAAAUAUAUUUGAAAAGCUGUUAAUUGAAGAGGAACAUACUUUAAGCUCAGGAAGUAGCAAGCAAGAGAAGUCCUCGCAACAGUUGGUCACAAGUAAGGCACUGUUCGGUGAGUUGGGCCCUAGUUUAGGCACAAGUAUCGCUGGUGAUCUAGAAUGCGUUCAUGAUGAGAUGACUCCUAUAUUAGAUGUUUCACAAGUUGGAGAGGCCUCCUUCCAUAUACCCAAUGAUUAUGAAGCGGGACAAUUAACUGAAGCGGAUUCUGUCUUCUCGCCGGCUCUCUUGGGAUUUCAGCAAGCACUUGCAGAUUUUGAGCAUCUAGUGCUCGAAAAAUUAGGAAAGAACAUUUUGAGGUUGAUAGAGGUGAAGGACAAUUUAGACCCGCUUGUUGAGCUUGUUGCCUCUCUGAGAAACAAGGAAUUGCUUUACAGGAAGGCCUUUGUUAGGAGAUGUUACAACCUGCAGAAGGCUGAACUUGAGGUAGAUUUGCUUGGUGAUCAAGUGGAUGUGCUUCUAGGUCUACUUGAGAAAAUAUACACAAGACUGCAUCAGUAUUCACCAGCUCUGCAGCAGUACUUUGAGGUCUCAGACAUUUUGAAUUUGAUUAAGAAAGAACUAACUGGAGGAGUUGUUCGUAUACCCAAUAAAUAA
Messenger RNA from Juglans regia (Persian walnut), 3054 nucleotides. RefSeq names its product WPP domain-associated protein. The transcript has 4 exons. Bases 1 to 3054 code for a protein of 1017 amino acids. Lineage: Eukaryota; Viridiplantae; Streptophyta; Magnoliopsida; Fagales; Juglandaceae. The record is from RefSeq and is a predicted model, not a curated record.